This is a messenger RNA of Cyclocybe aegerita, 354 nucleotides long. The record is from the annotation of a GenBank genome assembly. NCBI's taxonomy places the organism in Eukaryota, Fungi, Basidiomycota, Agaricomycetes, Agaricales, Hemipholiotaceae.
AUGACCGUCAGAGCAAAGGAGCGCCACCUAUCGGUGAGGCUACUCGAUGCCUUUGCUUCAAAUUCCUCACGCUUGCGGGUCGACGUCCAUGUCGUACCCGAAGGUCGCCUUCGCCUAUGUGUCAAACCCGGCUACCCGCCCCACUUCCGGUUCCACUUCAAUGUCGAUGUCAACGUCAUUGUCAACCCCGCCCUCCUUCCUGCACCGGCUCCUACUAUCCUGCCCUCGUACGUGCUCGGACAGGUCGUCGCGCCACUCUCGUCUUUCGCGAAGAGGAAUGCGCGAGAGGAUGGGUGUGGCGGAGAGGAUGGGCGUGCGGGAGAGGAUGGGCGUGUUGGAGCGGGUGAAGGGUAG